Molecule: messenger RNA, 3086 nt
Organism: Plasmodium vivax (malaria parasite P. vivax)
Lineage: Eukaryota; Apicomplexa; Aconoidasida; Haemosporida; Plasmodiidae
Product: rhoptry-associated protein 1, putative
Exons: 2
Coding region: 451-2673 (740 amino acids)
Source: RefSeq, a predicted model, not a curated record
AGAAUUAUUCUAAAUAAUUCAUUCAUGUGUUUAAUUUUUUAGAACAAACAGGUGACAGACGUUCCCAACAUUGUUAUUUCGUUUUUGAUUCAUUUUCGCUUUAACUUUUCCCUUCAUCCACCCGGUCUUUUCUACGAUUUUGUGUUUAACCCAAUUUUUUUCUGGUGCCAUGGCCCGUUGCGACAAGUGCAGCUGAACUGCGACCACCCGCGACCGUCCACAACCACCUGCCACAAACUGUCAGUUGGGGCUAAUCUUUGUUCUUUAGACUUUGCGCGGCAUAAACGCACCCACAUGCGCACGUAAAGCGGUACACGUAAAGCGGUACACGUAAAGCGGUACACACAAAUAGGUACACACCAACAGGCACACACCUAUAUGCACACCCCUCCAUGCCAUCCGCAUAAACAAAUUUCCCCCCAAAAGUAGUCACUCCGCGGGUCGAAAAAGAUGAUAACUUGCGUAAGUUCCCUGCUGGUGCUUUUUUACGCACUCUACCAAAAUGUUUCCUCUGGUAUACCUAUAAAUGGGGAAAGGAAAAUAGACAACCACAAGGAGCCCGAAGAGUUUAACCCGGAUGACAUAAAUUCGUGGAUGAGGUUAGACGAUGCAAAUUUUCUAAACACGUGGACGAAAAAUGUGUCAGAUAUAUCCUUCGUGGAAAGUAAAGCCAGCAAAGAAACGGGUAGUGAGAAUGGAGACGCGUCCUCUACCGGAUCUGGAAAAGACUCCUACGGAGAUUGGAACUUCAUGACCAACCAGAACGAAGCGGGAAAGCCGGGCAAGCCCAAGUCGAACUCCGGGGAAUCGAACGCCAGCUCUUCCGACGGAAAGUCGAGCGCCUCAGCCAAAUCUGGGUCCAAAUCUGGGUCCAAAUAUGGAGGCAGCUCCUAUUCAGACUAUUCAGCCUAUGACAGUGGCUCGGCAUCCAGUGUUGGCAGCAGAGAAUUCGAAAACGAAAUGUACGAAUUUGCCCUUCAGCACCCCAUGGAAAAGUUGACUAAAGAAAUGGACAUUUUGAAAAAUGACUACACAAAGGUGAAGGAAGAAGAAGGAAAAAUUUUAGAUGAGGAACAUAAAGAGAUUGAGGAGAAGAGAAAGGAAGAGCGCUUAAAAAUGUUGGCAGAAGGAGACGUCGAAAAAAACAAGGGCGACGAGGAAAUCAAUUUUAUAAAACAUGAUUAUACAGAUACCCGAAUUAGAGGUGGAUUCACAGAAUUCCUGAGCAAUUUAAACCCAUUUAAAAAAGAAAUCAAACCGAUGAAAAAGGAAAUCUCAUUGAUUACCUACAUUCCUGAUAAGAUAGUAAACAAGGAAAAGAUCAUGAGGGACUUAGGCAUUUCUCAUAAAUAUGAACCCUACCAACAGAGCAUUCUUUACACCUGCCCAAACAGUGUCUUCUUCUUUGACUCUAUGGAAAACCUACGUAAAGAAUUAGAUAAAAACCAUGAAAAGGAAGCCAUUACGAAUAAAAUUUUGGAUCAUAAUAAAGAGUGCUUGAAAAAUUUCGGAUUAUUUGACUUCGAAUUACCAGACAAUAAAACAAAAUUAGGAAAUGUAAUCGGCUCCAUUGGUGAGUAUCAUGUGAGGUUAUACGAAAUUGAAAAUGAUUUGCUAAAAUAUCAGCCAAGUUUAGACUAUAUGACCCUCGCAGAUGAUUACAAAUUGGUAAAAAACGAUGUAAACACUUUGGAAAAUGUCAAUUUUUGCUUAUUAAAUCCUAAAACGUUGGAAGAUUUUCUUAAAAAAAAAGAAAUCAUGGAACUUAUGGGAGAAGACCCUAUUGCGUAUGAAGAGAAAUUUACAAAAUAUAUGGAAGAGUCCAUCAAUUGUCACCUCGAAUCUUUGAUAUAUGAAGAUUUGGAUUCAUCACAGGAUACCAAAAUUGUCUUGAAAAAUGUCAAGUCUAAACUAUAUUUGCUUCAAAAUGGAUUGACUUAUAAGAGCAAAAAAUUAAUUAACAAACUAUUUAACGAAAUUCAGAAAAAUCCAGAACCCAUUUUCGAAAAACUCACAUGGAUUUACGAAAAUAUGUACCACUUAAAGAGAGACUACACCUUCUUGGCAUUCAAAACUGUUUGUGAUAAAUACGUUUCCCACAAUAGUAUUUAUACAUCCCUCCAAGGAAUGACUUCCUAUAUUAUAGAAUACACUCGACUUUACGGGGCCUGCUUUAAAAACAUAACCAUUUACAACGCAGUCAUAUCUGGUAUUCACGAACAGAUGAAAAAUCUGAUGAAGUUAAUGCCCAGAAGUGGCCUCCUCUCCGAUGUUCACUUCGAAGCUUUACUACACAAAGAGAAUAAAAAAAUUACGCGAACGGAUUACGUCCUCAAUGAUUACGACCCUAGUGUCAAAGCUUAUGCCCUUACCCAGGUGGAAAGACUACCUAUGGUCAGCGUCAUUAACAGUUUUUUCGAGGCAAAGAAAAAGGCGCUAUCAAAAAUGCUUGCUCAGAUGAAGUUAGAUUUAUUUACCCUCACAAAUGAAGAUCUGAAGAUCCCAAACGAUAAGGGGGCGAAUUCAAAGCUGACUGCAAAGCUUAUUAGUAUUUACAAAGCGGAAAUUAAAAAGUACUUCAAGGAAAUGCGCGAUGAUUAUGUUUUCCUCAUAAAGGCGCGCUACAAGGGUCACUACAAAAAGAACUAUUUGCUCUACAAGCGAUUGGAGUAGACUGUUCUCCCUACGCAACGCUUCUUAGCAUCUUCCACUUUUCAAGCAAUUCGAGGGGGGGAUAUCACCACAUGUGUGCGUCUACCAUAGAGAGCGGCGCUGCCACGUGGGAUGGUCUGUUUUCUCUUUUUAACUAUUCGUUUUGCCCCCCUUAGGAAGUUUGCUGCCCGUCAGGCGGGUGCCCCUUUGCAUACCCAUAUAAGUAAUUUUUUUUUUUUUUUUUCCCCCCAUUCUAGUGAAAGUAUCUUUUUUGUUCUUUAUUUUUUACGCUUUAAUUUUUCCCCUUCCUGUGUAUGCUUUAUUAUUUUUUGUUUUUUGAAUUUUUCACCGCAACUUGGCGGUCCGCUUGCUUCUCACCGUGCGCUCCAGCUGAUGCGCGGAGCGGCCGCAGAACGUUACACAUGGAACACUUC